GUCAAAUUGCAGAACCGCAGCAGUGAUCCGAGUCAGCCUAUUCACCUCCUGAGGUUCUCGAACGGCAGCUGCCCGUUGCACAGGCCAGCCACUGUCAAACUAGGCUCGGAGCUAAACUGCCGAGAAAAAGAUAGAGCGCGGAGAGAUGAGGAAUGAUUGCAGGAACAGUGGGAGUAGGGCUGGCAGCCGUACCCGUGCCGUCAACGUUCCAACUUGAAGUUUACAGAUACGGUGUACGGGUACACCGUAACCGUAAACGACCGUAAGUGGUACGGGCGAUGUUCGUCUGGCUUAUUCAGAGUCAUUCUAGCUUGUUUGCACUUUUUUUGCUUGUACAGGUUCAUUCUCAGGCUGAUUUGCGCGCACUCAUUUCGGCUUGCACCCACUGGCGGCCCGCGGGUAUCCGAGUCAUGGUUAUCAGGGGUUUGAAGCCUGAGUCCGAAGUUGUAAUACUGCGGCAGUACUACUACUACUUCGGACUUCAAAGUUCAAAUUCGAGAUCACCGCGACCAGGAUUUCUAAGAGGAAGAACCUGUGUUAAAGUAGAUGAUGUCGUUAUCAAUCUUCAGCAAAAGUCAUCAACGGUUCGGUAUAUACGGAGAAGAGCGCCACGCUUCCCACCUGUAGUCUAGAUUCACAACCAUGAUCAGAACGUACAUGGCACACUCAACAUCACAUGCGUGCACUCGUAGCAUGUCACUUCAGAUCGGAUGCCUGACUCACUGUGCGUGGACGAUGAUGGUGGCAUGAUUGCCAUGAGUCAUGUCAGGCAAAUUCUCCAUAACGUGCCGCAAGCUCGUCGAACUUGAGACUUCAAAAAGUCCAAAGAAGUUGCGUUUCAGAUGACCCGGCGUCAUGAGGAAGCUUUUGAUCCGACACCACCAGCGAAACGGCAGGCACGAGCACAGACGAAGAUGAUCAGAAGACGACGAAGCUGCAGUUAUGGCAAGUCAAGCACGAUGAUCAACAGCUGAGUGACGUAUUUCUCGUUUAUAUGACG
Messenger RNA from Suillus bovinus, 1000 nucleotides. RefSeq lists its product as uncharacterized. The transcript is spliced from 4 exons. NCBI's taxonomy places the organism in Eukaryota, Fungi, Basidiomycota, Agaricomycetes, Boletales, Suillaceae. The record is from RefSeq and is a predicted model, not a curated record. Bases 279 to 632 code for a protein of 117 amino acids.